GCUGUCCAAUACGAACGAGUCCUUGGUAACUUAUUUCCCUUCACGGGUACAGAACGCACUUGAUCUCCCUACAGCCGCAACCAGCACCGAGUCUGGUGGCUCUCGAAGCAGCAGACACAACUCCACGACUUUGAUACCAAAUCCCGAGAAGAACAGCAGCAUACUAUUGGUAUUAGCUUACCGCCGCUGUCUCGCACCUUGUGUCGUCCGAACGCCGUCGUCCCCGAGCCUACACGUCGCGCCGCCCUCUCCUCAAGACGCCUAAGAACCCUCCGCCCAAAUUCCAGCGUCUCUCUCCGCGGCGUGGCCAUGAUAUGGACGGCCCUCGCCGUCGCCUGCAUGGCGCUGUCCAGUUUAUCGACCGGUAUGACCAUGGUGAGCCUCCGACGUAGCUGGGACCUGCACGUGUCCAGUGUCCGAUGGCUCUUCUUCUUCUUUUUCCUCUACCUGUGGCUCUGGAGCACCGCACGCGUAUUAUAUCUGCUCUGGGUGAGCUUUUACCCCAUUGAGACCACCACGUCCGACUACGCGUCGUCCUCCUCGAACGAGGACGAAGUAAUUUACGACCGCUACAGCAGCAUGGGCAUAUACACCGUCUUACAGCUCGAAGAGACCCACGACGCCUUCGCUACAGCACUUCUGUGCUUCGGAGACGCCGCGCUGUUCGCUGUAGCGCUCUGGAUGUUCCCGCUGACGUUCGAAUUGUCCAAUAUCGCUGCAAAAUCGAUGGAUCGAGGCGCUGAGAAGGAAAGAAAACAGAUCAGACUAUACGCGUGGAGUGUACACAGCUUCGUGGUGGUGUUCGCAGCGAUCGAAAUGGCGCUGGCCAUCGGGUACCAGGGGUAUACGCAGUAUACACAACGCUGUCUGCUGAGUGUAUACUUCGUCCAGUUCUUCAGCUUCCUGUACAUGAUCUGGCUUAUAGUCAGACUCAAGAUCGGAGGCAGGAAGUACGAGAACGUGCAGGGCCAGUUUGUCACGUCGCCAGUAUACCAGAGACUCAAGCGCAUCAUGAUUGUAUACGCGCUCUUCUCGUUGCAAUUCCAACUGGCCUCUGUGGUCAUGUACGCGUCCACAGACGACGAAGACAAGCUGCUGGACUUUAUCAGUGUCAGUCUACUGGUCUACCAUCUCUCGGGCUUGGCUCUAGCAGUCACCACCAUGUGCAGUCAGGCCUGCGUCCUCAACAUGUGCAGGUCGUGUCUGCCGGACGAUAUCGAGGCUCAAAUCCAGACGAGAUUCAUGCAGGGAGGAGAUCUUUUGUCUCCGAGAGACACACAGGUGCUUAUGGAGUCAGCAGAGCCACCUCUGGUCAAUCCAGUGUUCGUCUUCACCGAUAUCGAGUCGUCCAGUGCUCUGUGGGCCAUGGGCGAUGGCUUGGUGAUGCAGCGGGCUACUGAGAUCCACGAUAAUAUCCUUCGUGCGUCUUUAAUGAAGUACAGAGGAUACGAGAUCACAACAGCAGGUGACGCCUUCCAACUCGCGUUCCACACAGUGCGAGAAGCUGUGGAAUACUGUCUAGACGUACAGCUCCAGUUGCUCGUUGCCAACUGGCCCAAGGAGCUGCAUGGCAUGUUGCCAGCUACUAGGAAACAACGUGCAGGCCAUCGACUUAUCUUCGGCGGUCUCCGUGUACGUAUGGGUAUACACGACGCGGUAGAAGCGGACGGAGCGCUGAUCCUGGACGUCCACGCGGUGACGGGCAAGAUGAUCUAUACCGGGGCGUCCGAAGUCAUCGCUAAUGAGAUCGGAGACUUGGGUGACGGCGGUCAGAUCCUGGUAACCAAGCGAGUAGCUGACUGGCUAGUCAUGUACGAAGAUCUGGUGGCGAUCGACUUUAUCGUCGAUAGAGUGGGCGAGUACUCGAUCCCGCAGAUUAAGGCCAAGUUGGAAGUGUACCAGGUGCUGCCCGAAGUGCUCAGUGGACGCAAGAAAAUGUUCUCGUCGACGCUCAAGAAGCGUAGAGCGACCACAGCGUCGUCACUGUACUCGAUCGCGUCCAGCAACCGCUCGCGACUGUCAAGUAACGGCGGACAACUCCCGAUCCCUGAACAGCGACGGCGGAUGUCUCGACCACCGCCACUAGCGACGCCUCCGGAUCACGCACCAGUACAAGGCGGACUCAGUCGCUACGGCCGUGUGCAGCGAUCGUUCUUGCGUAUUGAUCAUGGCUCGUUCUACACGCGGGCGACGAGCAUGUAGUCUGGUUACUAACUUAUUAUUAAACAAGAGAAUACACUAGCUUUCCUGCAUUUUCAAGCUCGCUUAGCGAUGGCUGACGAAGUUGACCUUCUGUCUUUAUGAACUCUUCGUUUUUAUUUUCUGGACA
Messenger RNA from Phytophthora nicotianae INRA-310, 2329 nucleotides. RefSeq lists its product as hypothetical. The coding region runs from base 310 to 2202 and encodes 630 amino acids. Gene Ontology annotation, biological process: cyclic nucleotide biosynthetic process; intracellular signal transduction. Lineage: Eukaryota; Oomycota; Peronosporomycetes; Peronosporales; Peronosporaceae. The record is from RefSeq and is a predicted model, not a curated record. The transcript is spliced from 2 exons.